This is a messenger RNA of Arabidopsis thaliana (thale cress), 477 nucleotides long. It is a transcript of the gene SCRL7, whose product is annotated as SCR-like 7. Gene Ontology annotation, biological process: signal transduction. Gene Ontology annotation, cellular component: extracellular region. Bases 71 to 349 code for a protein of 92 amino acids. The record is from RefSeq and is marked reviewed. NCBI's taxonomy places the organism in Eukaryota, Viridiplantae, Streptophyta, Magnoliopsida, Brassicales, Brassicaceae. The transcript is spliced from 2 exons.
AAUCAUAACAAUUAUAAUAUAUAAAAGAACAAAGAAAAAAACAAAGAGAGAAAAACUUACAGAAACACAUAUGAAGUUGGCUGCAAUCUUCUUGGCUUCCUCUGUCUUACUCUCCCUUCUUCCAAUCCACCUUUCGCAAGGUGAAGCUGCUGGGGAGAGAAGGCAGUGGUGCCCAUCAAAACAACAAGUGUUCAGAGGUUCAUGCUCAGACGAUGGAGGACAAAAAUGUCUAAAUGACUUAUUAUGGACAUGGAAUCCAAGUGUAAGGCUUAGCCCUAUCUACUGUGAUUGCACUCCUAAACGUCACAACAAGCGUCUCUGCGAUUGUCCUAGUAUGAUUUGCCUCUAAAACACGUCUAUUUAAGAUCCCAAACUGUUGUUCUAUCUUCCUAUGUAUCAUUAAUAAUGUUUCAAUUUCCGAAUGUAACAUACUCCAAAUCAAAAUAAAUGCAGAAACAAGUUUUGUUUCCGGUACCC